UCACAAACACUUUUUUCUGCUCCUGCUUUGUGGGUGUGCUCUUUGAAAAACCAAGGAGAAUUCCCUCGGAAUAGCAUCAAAACAAACUGGAAAAUUGACUUUGGACAAGUCCAGUGGUACAACAAAUACCAAAAAUCCAUUACAGAACCGGAGGAGCAGCACCUCCAGCCACAUACAUAUUCAUACAUAAUGCCACGCUACCGUGAAUGGGAUUUAGCCUGCAAAGUUUACGUGGGCAAUCUGGGAUCCUCGGCCUCCAAAUACGAGAUCGAGAACGCCUUUAGCAAAUACGGACCCUUGCGCAACGUCUGGGUGGCCCGCAAUCCGCCCGGUUUCGCCUUCGUCGAGUUCGAGGAUCGUCGCGACGCUGAGGAUGCGACCCGUGGCCUCGACGGCACCCGCUGCUGUGGCACCCGCAUCCGUGUCGAAAUGUCAUCAGGCCGUUCACGAGAGGGUCGCGGCGGUGGCGGUGGAGGCGGCGGUGGUGGAGGCGGAUCCGGUGGCGGCGGCCGCGGCGGUGGCAGUGGCGCCCGUGCUGGAGGCGGUGGAAGGGCUGGCGAUGGCGGUGGACGCUAUAGGAUAAAGUCUUCUUCUUCUACUACAACAAGCACAACAAGAACUACUACAACAACAACAUCAAUAAUAAUAAUAAUAAUGAUAAUUAAAAGAACAACAAAGAAAAAAGAAAAAACAACAACAGCUACUACUACUAGAACUUCUACUACUCCUCUUCCUUCAACAACAACAACCAAAAGAACAACAACAACAGCUACUACAAGAACAACUAGUACAACAGCAGAUCCUGCUCCUCCUAUUACACACAUUUCACCAACAACAACAACAACUACAGCCACCACUACACCACCACCAUGCAAUAACAAUUUGUUGUGCGGCCCUAACCAGAAAUUCAACAAAUUCGAUAUAUUCCGCUGACCACAAAACCAAGAACCAGAACCAAACCGAACGACCGCAACACUACCACACCCCCUCCACCACCUGUUCAGCUCAACCCAGGCAAAAAAAAAAAAAAAGAAAAACAGAACAGAAAAAAAUGAAUCAUCAGCAACGUCUUCGGCUCCGCAGCUUCAAGAAUAAUGCACCCAAAACCAGACCGAACACCACCCACAGUCACCUAACUAUACAUUCCACUAUGGGGCACACGACUAGCUACAAACUAAAGAAAAGAAAACGAUUUAAGUAAUCUUCGAUCUAUGCCUAUUUUGAAUAGGAUUUAGCUGCUAAACGUUGGUCUUUUUUCUUUGUCAAAUAACAGAAUAUUGCUUUGGAAUAUAAAUAGGAUUUAGCAAACGAAGAUGGUCGUAUGCCCCACAGUGCAUUCCACAUUUCCACAUCAUUUAUAGUCUGUUAGUUGGCAACAUCUUCAGGCUACACAACAGACACACUCACACAAACAGCCAUUAACCACACUAAUCACCAAGAACCAGAGCGAACCGAUCGUCGGCGGCAACAGAGCAACUUCAUCAAGAAUCCAAAUGCCAAAAUGCAUCUAUUGCAUAUUUAUAUAUAUAUUAUACACACACUCACCAGUCCAGCAACGCUUCAAAAAGUCAACUUCCUACGUCUCCAAGUUGUGCGGUUGUCUUCAGCCUGCUCCUACGUCCCCAACAAACCACCCACCACCUCAUCAUCCGUCAUCUUUAGUGCAGCUACAGCAUCAGCAACAAGCUACAGCUACAAAGACCAACUGCAACAACAGCUUCUACUUCUACUACUACUACUACUACUACUACUACUACAACAAGAACAUCUGGCAGCCAGUCAGCAAAUCGAUCUCGAGGCUGAAAAGCCUUUGGUAGACUUUUUGUUGGUUCCACCACUCAGUAGUUGCACCUUUCCCUUGCAAUCAAACCAAGAUUGAGGCUGCUUCAUGCUAAUUCCUUCAAUCGCAGCAAGUAUGAAACCUUUGGCCGCCACCAACAACACUGUCCCUCGAACCGAAACGAAACGUAACGUAACGCCUCUAACAAAAUCCGUUUGUUAUACUCGUAAUUGUAAUUAUGGUUGUUUUUUUUUUUACCUUUUGUUCUUGCAUCCUAACAUCUACUGAGAUAAUCUUGUUCGCGCUAAUUGUCUGCUCUCUGUGUGUAAUAUACAAGUAUAUUGUGUAAAUGUGUGUUUAUAUGCAUUGAUCCGAUCAGCUCGAACUCACAGUCAGACAGUUCACCAACAAAACGACCCCACCAACAAUCGACCAAAGCACCAGCAGCAUCAGCAGUUCAGGGCAGGGCAGAAUCUUCUUCAAGCUCGCAACUUCACAGCGCGGAUGGUAGGAGCUGCACCGCCACCACCACCAAACCACAACCACCAACCUGAUCCUCUCUUGCUGCUAACUGAUGCUUCCCCACCAACUGCUUCUUCAUACGACCUACGUUCUUCGGCUGCUGCAACAGAAUAGAAUGAUUCACCAAUAUAUCCACCAACAACACACACC
Drosophila melanogaster (fruit fly) is the source of this 2452-nucleotide messenger RNA. It is a transcript of the gene Rbp1-like, whose product is annotated as Rbp1-like. The record is from RefSeq and is marked reviewed. Gene Ontology annotation, molecular function: RNA binding; nucleic acid binding. NCBI's taxonomy places the organism in Eukaryota, Metazoa, Arthropoda, Insecta, Diptera, Drosophilidae. Bases 190 to 933 code for a protein of 247 amino acids. The transcript has 2 exons.